AAAAUACUCGAACAACAAAACAAAAGUUAAAAAGACAUGAAACAAAAACGUUACUUGGUCGUCGUCUUCUUUGUCCUUUUCAGCUUUCUCCUGUUUGUGAAUCUGAGUGAAGGAAGAUCAGGAGGAGUUGCAGAAGAAUAUUGGAAGAAGAUGAUGAAGGAUGAGCCAUUACCUGAACCAAUCAAAGAUCUUCUUAACAAUCCAUUUAGGACAGGACAAGAGAGGUUCGUCAAAGAUUUCAACACCAAGUCUAUCGUCAUCAUCUACCACAAUCCUAAUGUAUAAUCAAUUAAAAUCAUAUAAUUUGGCUCUGCGUUUAUGUAUGCAUCAGUUUACACAUGCACCAUAUAAGUGUGUAUUAAUUAAGCAAAUAACACAUGCUUGAGUUGUUGUAGACUUAUACAGUUAUACUUACUAUAGUUUAUAGUGAAGAAAUGUUAACCCUAUGCUUCACACGUUGUUUGUUUG
Brassica oleracea var. oleracea is the source of this 468-nucleotide messenger RNA. RefSeq lists its product as uncharacterized. The coding region runs from base 37 to 285 and encodes 82 amino acids. The transcript is spliced from 2 exons. The record is from RefSeq and is a predicted model, not a curated record. NCBI's taxonomy places the organism in Eukaryota, Viridiplantae, Streptophyta, Magnoliopsida, Brassicales, Brassicaceae.